This is a messenger RNA of Colius striatus (speckled mousebird), 2942 nucleotides long. It is a transcript of the gene RER1, whose product is annotated as retention in endoplasmic reticulum sorting receptor 1. Bases 468 to 1058 code for a protein of 196 amino acids. Gene Ontology annotation, cellular component: Golgi membrane. The record is from RefSeq and is a predicted model, not a curated record. Gene Ontology annotation, biological process: retrograde vesicle-mediated transport, Golgi to endoplasmic reticulum; protein retention in ER lumen. NCBI's taxonomy places the organism in Eukaryota, Metazoa, Chordata, Aves, Coliiformes, Coliidae. The transcript has 7 exons.
CGGAGGGGGGAGUUCGCGGCUCCGGGCUGGCGGGGUUGGAGGCCGCUCGGCGGGCGGAGGCGGUGACAGUCCCCGGGCGGGACUGUGUCUGAAGCGAGCGGCCCCUUCGGGAGCGCGAGAGCUUGUUCUGGCUCGGGGACCACUGAUGCAUCCGCGGCCUAGGCCCUGGUGCGGGCCGCGCCGCUGGCUGUUGCCUCCCGGCUAAUACUGACGGCGGGGCUGCUGCUGGGCACGCCGGGACGGCCUCCCGAGGCCUGCCCGAGGGCUCCUCUUCCCUUUCGCCCAGGUGGUGUCUGUCCUAGUGCUGUUCCCGGGCCUCCCUUACCUCAGCGAGCCCUGCUCUUCCCUCGAGGGCCUCUCGUUCAGGUCUCUAUGAAAAGUGAUAACCGCCCGGCGCUUUGUUUUUUUACCAAAGUAUCUUGUGUUGCUUUGGCCCCACAGCGUUUGGUCUUAGCGGCCACGCAACCAUGUCAGAAGGGGACAGUAUUGGUGAGUCUGUACAUGGAAAGCCUUCUGUGGUCUAUAGAUUUUUCUCAAGACUUGGACAGAUCUACCAAUCCUGGUUAGACAAAUCUACUCCAUAUACUGCAGUGCGAUGGAUUGUAACUUUGGGUCUGAGUUUUAUCUACAUGAUUAGAGUUUAUAUACUGCAGGGUUGGUACAUUGUGACAUACGCCUUGGGAAUCUACCAUCUAAAUCUCUUCAUAGCUUUCUUGUCGCCAAAGGUAGACCCAUCUUUAAUGGAAGACUCAGAUGAUGGUCCUUCCUUACCUACAAGGCAAAACGAAGAAUUUCGGCCUUUCAUUAGGAGGCUCCCAGAAUUUAAAUUCUGGCACUCUGCCACUAAAGGAAUCCUGGUUGCUAUGGCAUGUACAUUCUUCGAGGCUUUCAACGUUCCUGUAUUUUGGCCGAUCCUUGUGAUGUACUUCAUUAUGCUAUUUUGUAUCACUAUGAAGAGGCAAAUCAAGCACAUGAUAAAGUACAGAUAUAUACCCUUCACACAUGGCAAGAGGAAAUACAAAGGGAAGGAAGAUGUGGGAAAGACCUUUGCUAGCUAGAAGAUGCAAUCAAUCUGUUGACCAAUUCUGCUUCUAACUAAAGGAACGAUUUUGAGCCAUUGUAACAAUGCCUUUUUUCUUCAUAAAAAAUGAUUAAUAGAGUGGUGACAAAGCAGUUGAAUUUUCAUUUUAAGAAGAUCUUGCUAUUUGUAUCUGAAAUAUCAGUUUCUUGAAGAAACUGGCAUUCUAACCAAAUUGCAUUGAGUUGUUUACCUUUUGUAAGAAGUUGGAGAAACUUUAAAUAAUCCCAUGAAUUUGGGAUAAUGUAUUUCUUUCAAGAUCUGUUGCACUGGAGAGAUUAAUGGCUUAGAGUUGGAUAUUUUUACAUAGUUCUCCUGCUCAAUAUCACCCUUAAGUGCUGUGCACAUAUGUGGAGGAAAAAUGUAAGGUGGCACACAUGAUGCUGUUUUCUGCUUCAUGGCCAUGUGCUAUUUUCAUAGAAAAAAUCAGUAGACAUAAAUAGAUGCAGAACUUAAGCCAGUUUCCUAAAUGCAUGGUGUUACUGAGUUAUAGCCAAAUGAAUGUACAUGGGAAUAAGAAAGCUACUACAUUACGGGGUAUGCAGUAGGGAAAAAAAUACUCAUAUAGCUUCUUAAGUAACUCAUUUGUGUUGGGUUUUAAUGCCAGUUUCACUAUUACAUCUAGCAGAUGCUAAAAUUGGGCUUUUCAUGAUGACUCAAAACUUUGUUCAAACUCUAUCACAGUUUCCUUUGAGGACCUGAAAUGAUAAAAAAAAUAUAUUUUAACUGUUAUUAGUUGAUGUUUUUUUCAUACUGAAUGGUUUUUUUGAUUAAUUUAAGCUGACUUCAUACAGCCCCUUCAGAAUAUGCCCAAACUGGCCAUAGCAGACAAACAGUGUGGGUUUGAGCACAGCCUUUCAUUUUCUAUGGGGAAAGAAAAAAAAAUCGGAGGUAAAUGACCUGCAUGUAAACUUUUUCAUGUGAUACAACUGCAGUUUUAUUAAGUGACUUUUUAAUUCCAAAAUUUAUUAAAAGACAGUGUCCCCCUUUACUUGUUCUCUAUCUUUAUAUGCAUCUAUUGAUCUAACAAUAUUUAUGGUUGCUUUUCAAUAAUGGUCACCCUCAAUCUUCUUUUUAUGCAAUACCUUUUUCAACUCUCCCGGGAGUAUUCACUUGCAGAAAGUAGGAACGGAUUGGCUCUUUGAAGAUUCUGAAUGGAGAAUAGUCUCAACUUCAACAGACAUCUAAUUGGAAAAUGUAGGUGCCCUUUCAUCCAGUUUUGUGAAAUGAAGUCAUUAUGGAGCUCUGGAAUUCAGCCUUCAGUAACCCUGAGAAAAUGACAGGUAGUUUUAGUUCAUAUUGAGCUGUUGGUUUUUUGUAUGUUUGCGUGUGUUUGUUUCAUUAGCAGUGUGGAAACUAGUAACGUCAAAACUGAAAACUGUAGAAACCUAGUAUCCAGAAAAGGCCUUAUGAAAGCACCAGUCAUGGAUGCUUGCCAUUCGUUGCCUAAAAAUUUGAAAGCCCUGACAUGGAGAAGCUGCCUUCAGGUUUGAUGGAGUUUCUGAAUAAUAUGGGCAAGUUAGAAAAAUAUUAUGCCUACUGUGUUUAUUAAUGUUAAAAUUAGCAACUGGGAUGACUCCUACUAAACAACAGUGUUAGCAACAUCCGUUGCAAAUUGGACAUUUUUACCUCCACUUGAUUUCAGACUUUAGUGGCAGCUUGAGAUGAAUGCCUUCUGAGGUAGACAUAGAUGCUCUACAUUGAAUGGGAUUGUAGUUUCCAUGUAUGGAUUGAAGAUGAUGUUGAGACAGUGGUAUAGUUCCCUAGCUGAGUCUCAGCAUGCAACAGUCAUACAAGUUUGAUGGCGUUUUGUUAAACUCUGUUUAUCACUUACAAGUGCUAAAAAUAAAUUACCCUUACAGAA